Molecule: messenger RNA, 2238 nt
Organism: Fusarium coffeatum
Lineage: Eukaryota; Fungi; Ascomycota; Sordariomycetes; Hypocreales; Nectriaceae
Exons: 6
Coding region: 1-2238 (745 amino acids)
Cellular component (GO): mitochondrion; membrane
Molecular function (GO): D-arabinono-1,4-lactone oxidase activity; flavin adenine dinucleotide binding
Source: RefSeq, a predicted model, not a curated record
AUGUCGACAGCCACACAAACAACCCCUCCGUCCGAAAGGACACUACAAGAGAAGAUAAAGCACCUCGGUGAUCUCGUCAGAGAUCCCAAAUCGGACUUGGGCUCUGAUGAAUUGCCGCAUCUUCCUGAGCUCAUUGACGAUUGGUACAAUACCGAUGUUGAUGUCACCAAGGAAGAGUUUCAUCAAAGAAUCUUACGAGUCUUUAAAGAUUCCAAGCAUGAGCAGGUAUAUAAUGGCGUUAUGAACCAAUUGCCUAGUGAAACGCGAAAGGUUCUCGAGGCUUUCAUCGAAGGCGAUAAGACUGCUGAUCAAGCUGGAAAAGCUAUCAAGGAGGUUGCGCCUUUGGAGCUGGGAGUGUCGGGUAUCAGCUCUCAUGUUCAGACCUUCUCUAUGAUGGCACAGCAGGUAACUCCUCCUACCAAGACCAAGGGCAAGGAAACCAAGGACUUGACCUUCCAGAAUUGGGGCCGCACUGUCAAGAAUACUCCUACGGUCACGUAUUACCCCGAAACCGUCGCUGAGAUCAUCGAGAUUGUUCGUCAUGCUGUUGCGAAGAACAAGGGCAUUCGUGUCGCCGGUUUCCGACACUCAUGGGCGCCCGUUUUCGGAAGGAGUAACAAGGCUGGCCAGUCUACCAACGGCGAUGUGUUAAUCUCCACGUUGACUGAGACCAACGCAAGCAGGCUGCCCAAUCUCACAUCAGUUCCCACCAACCUCUUCCAGCCCAAGGACACGGAACUCAACGCGAUCAACGUAAUCACUGACCCCAGGUUUGUAGGAGCUUCGGCUCUGAAGAAUGGCAGGAAGUAUGUCCAGGUCGGAACGGCGACAACGAAUGAAAGGUUCCGACGGUGGUGCAUCGAUACGGGAAAUGUCACUUUGCCUAUGAAUAUUAUUGAGGUCGAGAUAACAUUUGGCGGUAGCAAUGCCACAAUUUGUCACGGCGCGGGCAUCAACAACCCAACGCUGAGCGACCUCGUCCGACGAAUCGACUACAUCGACGUCAACGGCCAAGAACGCUUCGUCAACAUGUCCGACCCCACACUUCUCAAAGCCGCAAGUGGCUGUUUCGGUCUUCUCGGCGUCGUCACCUACAUCACCUUUGAAUGUGAUGCCAUGUGCACCGCCGUCAUGCGUCCCGUCAAACUAGAUGUUAUCGAUGCUAUUCCCCCGCCGCCCGAAAUGAAGGACUCGGAAAUCCCUGCUGCCCUUCGCCAAAAGCGCACGGAGGCUCAAAAGGACAACGCAGUACGUGAGUUUGAGCGUCGUGCGAAUGAGGACUUUUAUGCAGAGUGGUUCUGGUUUCCUUACUCGCAGCAGGUCUGGGUUAAUACCUGGAAGACGGACACUGACACCAAGAACGUGGUUAACUACCCCAGUAAUGCAAAGACUUUGUAUCAGGUUGCCAGCACGGCGAUUAUGAAUAUGGCGCAAGAGAUUGGUAAACAUAUCUAUGCUUUGCAGGUUGCGCCUCAGACGCAGACCUCGCUCCUUUCUUGGCUCGCAGUGAAGAACUUUGACGAUGUCAAAGGAACCAACGAAUCAAUCAGAACGCUGCUGCCUAAUGCUCUUCAUUUCCAACGCGGCGUUCAGAACAUUCGGGUCCGGAAUCUGGAAGUCGAGAUGGCCCUUGACUCAAAGAAGGACAAGCCAACUGAGAGAGACUACACCAACGUGAGACGUGCUUGGUGGGACGUCAUCAAGACAUGCUACGCCAACGCCAAAACAUCCCCUAUGCGAAUGCCAAUGGAGAUGCGAAUAAUGGGGUCCAGCGAAGUCACCCUCGCGCCACAGCGAGGCAACAAGCUCGGAACAUGCGCCAUUGGCAUCCUAACACUCGAGGCUGUAUCCGAUAUCUGGGUACCCUAUGUGCAACAGGUCCUCGACAAAUGGACGAGCUACAAGACGAAUGAUGGCAGACCCGUGGUGGUAAAGCCUCAUUGGGCGAAGGAAUGGUAUAUGUACAAGGUUGGUGGUAAGCCUUGGAUGGAGAAGCUAGUUAAGGAGGAUUACAAGGAGGAAAUUGCUGAGUUUCAGACGCUUAUGGCUGCUAUUGGGAAGAAGCAUGGUUGGACGCUUGGGGAUAUCAAGAGGACGUUUUCGAAUGAUGUUCUUGAUAAUACCUUCUUGGGCGGCGUUAUUACCUCCAAGCCACAGCAGGUUGGGAAGUCGGAGAAGAUUGUUCAGGUUCAGGUGAAUGAAGUUCCUGUGGAUACCGUCUCGGAGGUAUCUAACUGA